CCCGAGGUCGAGGCUGGUGUUGAUGAGGACGCGUAUUCAAACCGGGCGGCGGACCGCCGGCUCCAGGACGGCGAAUCGUCGGACCGAACCUAUUAUCAAUUGCAAAAAUGUCUGGGUCUGGAAACUUGUAAUGCUAUGUUGGGAAUAGUGAGUGCUCUGUAAUGCACAGCCAAGCAUGAGAAACAUCUGCGCUAUUUUGUGUUGCUUUGUUCGCAUGAGAAACUGCGUUUUUGCAUGACGGGCAAGAGGGUCUCUUCUUGGACACGCAUCACAAACUUUUUUGUCAUGCCAGGCAAGCAUGACAAAUCUCGCAAUCUUCCAGACCCAGACAUUUUUGCAAUCCAUACCUAUGUGACACCAACUCCACCGUUGCCGCUCAGCGGUGUGUGGCUUUUGUCCGAAGAAGAUCGGUAUGCAUUGCAAAUAUGUCUGGGUCUGGAAGAGUGCGAAAUUUGUCUUGCUCGGCUAGCAAGACUCUCAAGUCUGUCAUGCACGUUACCCAAAAGCCCCAUUUUUCUGUGAUGCUGAAACGUAGUUUGUCAUGCAGAAUUGGCAACGCCUAGAAGCUCAGAAACUUGUGGUCAUGCUGAGCCAUCACCUGUGGCCUCCUCAUGCUACGCAACUCAGCAUUACAAGUUUCCAGACCCAGACAUAUUUGCAAUGCAUAAUCGGAACGGGGGCGGGCCGAAAAUUUCCAAGCACCUGCUGAAAUUGACC
This is a messenger RNA of Amoebophrya sp. A120, 717 nucleotides long. Lineage: Eukaryota; Dinophyceae; Syndiniales; Amoebophryaceae. The record is from the annotation of a GenBank genome assembly.